Messenger RNA from Meleagris gallopavo (turkey), 509 nucleotides. The record is from RefSeq and is a predicted model, not a curated record. NCBI's taxonomy places the organism in Eukaryota, Metazoa, Chordata, Aves, Galliformes, Phasianidae.
CAGCAGCAAGCCGCGAUCAUGGCUUCGGUGGCGCAGGGUGGCUACCUGAACCCCAUGGCAGCCUUUGCUGCAGCCCAGAUGCAGCAGAUGGCGGCCCUGAACAUGAACGGCCUGGCAGCUGCCCCCAUGACUCCAACCUCAGGUGGAAGCACGCCUCCUGGCAUAACUGCACCAGCUGUGCCUAGCAUCCCAUCUCCCAUUGGGGUGAAUGGUUUCACUGGCCUCCCGCCGCAGGCUAACGGGCAGCCCGCCGCAGAAGCCGUGUUUGCGAAUGGCAUACACCCUUACCCAGCACAGAGCCCCACUGCAGCAGACCCCUUGCAGCAAGCCUACGCUGGAGUGCAGCAGUACGCAGGUCCUGCUUAUCCUGCUGCCUAUGGCCAGAUUAGCCAAGCGUUCCCACAGCCACCUCCCAUGAUACCACAGCAACAGAGAGAAGGUGAGUGAGUGGUCUGUUGUUUUUGCUGCACCCAGCAUGCCACCCAUGGUUCCCCUCCUCAUGCACCUAA